This is a messenger RNA of Ixodes scapularis (black-legged tick), 2027 nucleotides long. RefSeq lists its product as uncharacterized. The record is from RefSeq and is a predicted model, not a curated record. The coding region runs from base 358 to 1740 and encodes 460 amino acids. NCBI's taxonomy places the organism in Eukaryota, Metazoa, Arthropoda, Arachnida, Ixodida, Ixodidae. The transcript has a single exon.
UGUUUGCAACUCGCCGUUUCGGGUCUGGUCGGGUCGGCGGCGAUUUGAAACCGCCGGGGUAAAAUGUUUUUUUGCCGAUUAGUGUAAAGGUGGCAGUGCGACGGAUAUCUUCCAGAAGGUGUAUAGGCAUACCGAGACCGCUACCAGCGGACCACUUGGUUUCGGCGCGGAGCCGUUACCGUGGGGGCGAUCAAGAAGCCCUUCCUCCGGAGCGCUCAACGACCCGUUAGGCCUACCAACCGGGCGUAGGGCGCAAGUGUUUUUUCGACACGGCGUGUCGGGGCACGGCUAAACGACGGAAUCUGGUGGUGGUGGCUGGGGCGUCUCGGAAACCAGGCAAGGGAGACACCUAACAUCAUGACUCCACGGAGGAAAACAAUGACAACCAGUCAAAGUCAAAUGGAAAAGGCAAAGAAGAGGGGAAAGCGAGACAAGGCGUCAGUGGAGUGCGAAGGCUGUGAAAAAUGGGUGGAUAUCAGCGAGACACCGUUCGAAUCAUGCACGGAGGCGGAGAACAGUACAUACAAAUGUAAGGAGUGCAAGGAAAAUGAGGUGAGAAGAAUCACCUUGGAGGAGGAGAUCGAACGGCAAGUUAAUGCCUUGAGAGAGGCAAUGAGAGUGAAGCUGGAGGAGGCAAAGACAGAGAGAGCGGCCAUAGAAAGUAGGAUGUUGGCGAAGCUCGAAGAAGAGAGAACCUUGAGAAUAGCGACGGAAGAGAAACUGAAUGCAAUAAUGCAGGAGGAAAGGAACAAGAGAGAAAAAUUAGGGGAGGUGUUUAAUGAAUGGAUGAAGUCAUGUGAACCAGAGCAAAUGACGGUCAACGGGGCUGAAAACGCGCCGCAACAGCUGGAACCGAGAAACGGGGUCAAAGAAAAGAUGACAUACCACACAGACGGGAAAGAGACAGUUAGCUUUUCCCAAGAACGGACGGGAAGUGGAGAUCUGGAUAAGGAGCAGGGGAGACAGACGACUGGAGGUCAAACAGAAAGAAGCCAGCACAGGAACUACAAGGAGGCCCUCAUGAGGCAGAGAGCAGACCCAGAUGACGGGACAAAGAAACAGGACAAAGAGAAGAAGGUGGACAAGAGAGUCUUAGUGGUAGGGGACACCAAUGCCUUCAAGAUAAAGAGAGCCACACUGAAGGUGGUAGAUUACGACAAGAAAGUUCACUUUGCAACUAAGCCGGGAGCACAACUGAGAGAGUCACUCGAGAGAGCAGAGAGGGAUGGGAAAAUAUGGGAUGCAGAGGCAGGAGUGGUGGUCAUACAUGCGGGAGUGACAGACGUGCAAGGCGAAGAAUCGGUGGAAGAAAUGGCAGCGGAGCUAGGGAAACGGCUUGAGGACUGGACCACGAGAGCCCCGAAACAUUCUUUUAUGGUGUAUGAAGUCCCAGAAAUCAAAGACAGGGGGGACCCACUCAAAGAGAGGUGCGCCAAGUGGAACAGGCUAUCAAGAGAGAUCAGCCAGCAGCUGGGACCGAGGGUGGAGGUGGUAAAGAACACAGGAACGGGAAACGACAUGGAAGAUGGCUGCUACAACAGAGAUGCGGCAAUUGAAGAGGGACAAGCACUGGGUAACAGACUAAAGAGUUUUUUAGGACUGAAAUGCAAGGGGAAAAGCGUGACACCGAUGAAAAGGCGACAGGAAAGAAUGGAAGGCAGGCUGACUCUGGACCAGAGACUACAGCGACUCGAGGAACAACUCCAGAGGAUGUGUCCCCCACAGGGACAUGCCCACUAAGAAGAGAAAGUAGGAGGGAUGGUGCCUGCAAAAACACGAGAGGCGGAAAACACAGAAAGGCACCUGACCGGGAAAGAAGGAAAAACAGACGAGCAAAAAAGAAAAAGAGGGAAGUGAAGAUUGCCUUUUUAAACCUACAGGGAGGAAGGAAAGCAGGAAAAUGGGAAGAGGCCUUUCAGAUGUUACAAGAGGAUAAGAUUGGAAUGUUCGCAGUCACAGAAACCCACCUCAGAGAUGAAGAAAGACCCCCGGAUUGCGAAGGGCUUUUUUGGGAUGGGGUAAACAGA